ACUGUAUAUGUUACAUGUAUAAUACAAUAUACCUAUAAAGACUUGUAUAAAGCGCUUCGCUUGCACACGUCAAUUUUUUUCUAAUCACGCCGUUUCCAAAUUGUACAUUCAUUUCUGAAGCAAUUUAUGUCCUAGUCUAAAUAUGUCCGUACAUCCAUUUUCCAUACCGCUUAUCCUACACGGGUGAGCCUAUCCCAGGGAAAUCAGGACACAAGGCGAGGGACACCCUGGGCACAAUUGUGCACAUGUUCACGUUGCUACCCAUUCACACACUACGGACAAUUUGGAAAUGUCAAUCGGUCUACGGUGCAUGUCUUUGUACUAGGGGAGGAAACCGGAGUACCCCGAGGAAAGCGCUCAUGCAUGGGCAGAACACGAAAACAGGGCGGAGGUGGAAUCGAACCCCCAAACGUGCCCCCCUGUAUAGAAAUCUAAAGAGAUAUAAAGAUGAAUACAUAAAGCCAGCAUGAUAUUAACAUGAAGCAUUACAUUAAAACAUUCCAAUCACUAGGCUGUAAUUAAAAGAUUGUGAAAUUGUACUGAAGUGCAUUUUUCAAAAUGAACGGACAACAAACGUGUGAUUUUUCAGUGAAACUGAACAGUGUUAUACAGUCUCGGACAGGAAGUGGUUAAUCUGGGGGCGUGGCCUGUGGGUGCUGCCGUCCAGCCGCAGCCGGCUGCAGGUGACGGGAGAUUUUACGCAGCAAUCCUCCACAACCAGGCGGGGCUGCGCUCACACUCAUCAGGCCUUCAAGCUACUAUUUGGGGUAAUAUUUUUCUGUUGGAACACUACGGCAAGAUUGCACUGACUUCACCUUCUGAGGGGAAAUCCAUCACGGCAGGAAAAGUCGCGUUCUAAUCCGUUUAAAAGAAGAGGGGGAUUAACUCGAUGCCUCAUUUUUGCUGAGAAUAAAUCGCUGCUGCAGGUCUUGGGCAUGGCGUGGCCCUGCAUCACCCGCGCCUGCUGCAUCAACCGCUUCUGGAGCGAGCUGGAUAAAGCGGACAUCGCCGUGCCGCUCGUUUUUACUAAGUACUCGGACGUGGCCGAGGUGCGGCACCUCCAUCCGCAACCGGGCCCGUUAGCGCAAUCCCAUCAUCCCAGCGCGGUCGCCAUAGAAACAGAGCCCGCCCACACCGCGCCACAAGAGUCGGCUGCAGCAUCAGCAUCUUCAUCAGCGCGCGGGUCGUCCGUCACGCGCCAGGACUUCAAAGCCUGGAGAGUCAAACCGGAACCGAGCUGCAAACCCAAAAACGAGUACCGCCCGUGCCAGACACCGUUCGAUAACGAGACGCAGUACCAGAAAGAUUAUAAACCGUGGCCCGUUCAGAAACGCGGAGAUCACCCAUGGAUCCCCAAAGGCGAGAGCAAGAGCCAAAAGCAGGAGCACCUGAGAGCCUCAGAACCGGACACGGGCGUGGAGAAGUGCGAGAUCGAGGAGAGAGUAAAAGAAAAAGAAGAUGCCAAGGAGGAGAAGAAGAAGCGCCCGGUGAAGAAAGAGGAGGAUGCUGAGACUGGAGAGAAGAAGAAAGAGCAGAGAGUGGGGUCCAGAGGAAGAUCAGCAGCAGAUGCUCUAAACAGGCAGAUCAAGCAGGAAGGAACUACCGGAAGCUCAUACAGUAUGGAGUUCAAGGCGUACACUGAUGUAAAGCCAGUGAAACCCAUCAAAGCCAAGUCACAGUACAAACUGUCAAUGGAGGAGAAGGCUAAUUUGGAGACGAGCUACAGUGCCACUUAUAAAGGAGAGCAGGCAAAGCCAGAAGCUACAGAUAACAAACUGCUGGACCGCCGCAGGAUACGCAGCCUAUACAAUGAUCCCAGCAUUAAAGAACCCAGCAAGCCAGAGAAGCCCAGUGUGUCCCACUCCAAACCCAAAAAGACGACAAGCCAUACAAGUAAAACAGCAAGUAAAUCUAAAGCAAGGCCGAACACUGGAACCCAACCUGCCAAGAAGAAAAGCUCUGUCAGCAAGCUGGAUUUAAAGCCAGAUGGAGGAGUCACCAAGAAAAGUAAAGAAAUGAUUAAUAGACUGGCUGAGGGAAAAGAAUAGAUGCAAUUCUGUGUGUGGAUUUGGGUGAAAGGGGUCUGCGCUCUUGCUACUAGAAGACUCACUUUUAUUUAAGCCCAAUUUCAGUCUUUUAGGCUUUUAAGUAUGGAUUGUGGAUUUGGAUUUGACAGCUUGCUUCGCCUUGAAUGUGGCAUCACUGCAUAAUCCAUAAUGAUCUCCAAUCUUUUCACACAAGCCUUAAGCUUUAUUGCAUGAAAUUUGCGAGCAAACACUGCUCAACCCUUACUAUAAAUAUGUGAUUAGAAAUGUAUCAUUAGAAAAUUGUAGUUAUCAUUGGGCUUUAAUCACAUAACAUUUUUACAAAUACUUAUUACACACCCCAACUGGAUUUAAAGACGUACACAUAAUAUGUACUGAUUAGAGGUAAUAAUGGAAUU
Ictalurus furcatus (blue catfish) is the source of this 2443-nucleotide messenger RNA. It is a transcript of the gene map6b, whose product is annotated as microtubule-associated protein 6b. The coding region runs from base 936 to 2048 and encodes 370 amino acids. NCBI's taxonomy places the organism in Eukaryota, Metazoa, Chordata, Actinopteri, Siluriformes, Ictaluridae. Gene Ontology annotation, cellular component: Golgi-associated vesicle; cis-Golgi network; microtubule. The transcript has 3 exons. Gene Ontology annotation, biological process: microtubule cytoskeleton organization; cytoskeleton-dependent intracellular transport; regulation of microtubule cytoskeleton organization. The record is from RefSeq and is a predicted model, not a curated record. Gene Ontology annotation, molecular function: calmodulin binding; microtubule binding.